Molecule: messenger RNA, 1110 nt
Organism: Pseudopodoces humilis (Tibetan ground-tit)
Lineage: Eukaryota; Metazoa; Chordata; Aves; Passeriformes; Paridae
Source: RefSeq, a predicted model, not a curated record
UUGAGAAUGGGAUGGGGAAUGGGAUGGAGACAGGGACAGGGAUGGGGAACAGAAUGGGGACAGGGAUGAUGUUCCCGCUCCAACCCCACGCGCUCGCCGAGGAUUUCGGGGAUGAGGCCAAUCCCUACGGAGCCGCCGGCUUCCCGCUGGAUCGCCGCUAUUCCCACAGUUUGUACCACGACUCCGAGCCGCAAACCGGGAUGGCCUCCACGGAAAACCUGGGCUUUGGGGCGCAAUUCCCACCCCACCAGCGGCAGCCGCCGUUCCGAGCAGCUGAAUCCUUCGGGAUUGCCCAUCCCGAGCCCUUUGUUCCCGGCCGGAGCCCCGAAAUUCUGCAGGCGGUUCCCGACAGCCAAGCCCGGCUCAGCGUGGGCAGCGUCUACAGGCCCAGCCUCGGAGCGCGGGGUCUCCCGGAUCUGAUCCCGGAUCCCAACUAUGUCCAGGCCUCCACGUACGUGCAGAGGGCUCACCUGUACUCGCUGCGCUGCGCCGCCGAGGAGAAGUGCCUGGCCAGCACGGCGUACGCGGCCGAGGCCACCGACUACGACGUGCGGGUGCUGCUGCGCUUCCCGCAGCGCGUCAAGAACCAGGGCACGGCCGACUUCCUGCCCAGCCAGCCCCGCCACAGCUGGCAGUGGCACAGCUGCCACCAGCACUACCACAGCAUGGCGGAGUUCAGCCACUACGACCUGCUGGACGUCACCUCGGGGCGCCGCGUGGCCGAGGGACACAAGGCCAGCUUCUGCCUGGAGGACACCACCUGCGACUUCGGCCACCUCAAGCGCUACGCCUGCACCGCCCACACCCAGGGUCUCAGCCCGGGCUGUUACGACACCUACAACGCCGACAUCGACUGCCAGUGGAUCGACAUCACCGACGUUCCGCCCGGGAAUUACAUCCUCAAGGUCCAGGUCAAUCCCAAAUAUUUGGUGCUGGAGUCAGAUUUCACCAACAACGUCGUGCGCUGCCACAUCCACUACACCGGGCGCUUCGUCUCCGCCUCCAACUGCCGCAUUUCCCAAUCCUGAUGGCCACCGAAUCCCAGGAAUGCCGCCCGUCCCCUUUCCCGGGAAGCUCCUGGGGUGGCUCCAACGUGUUCCCAAAAUUCCC